Corythoichthys intestinalis (scribbled pipefish) is the source of this 2067-nucleotide messenger RNA. It is a transcript of the gene rnft1, whose product is annotated as ring finger protein, transmembrane 1. Bases 143 to 1402 code for a protein of 419 amino acids. The transcript has 9 exons. Gene Ontology annotation, biological process: positive regulation of ERAD pathway. The record is from RefSeq and is a predicted model, not a curated record. Gene Ontology annotation, molecular function: ubiquitin protein ligase activity. Gene Ontology annotation, cellular component: endoplasmic reticulum. NCBI's taxonomy places the organism in Eukaryota, Metazoa, Chordata, Actinopteri, Syngnathiformes, Syngnathidae.
UCCAAAAGAGGAAGUUCCUAGUGACGUCAUCGCUGGGUUUAUGGCUGAUCCGGGUAGUCAACAGCUUAGGUGUAUUUCGUUUUGAUUCUGUUUCGUUUGGAGUUUUGGACGUUCGGCGUUAAAUGGCGAAUAAAGAAUUACCAUGAAACUCCGGUUGCAGAAUGACAGAAGAGCAGUGAAAGUGAGGGAGUCUCCUACUGUCAUGCAGCCUAAUUCCAACCAGGAACGCACUCAUACGACAAAUGGUUUAUCCCUUCCUCUGCAAGCAGAGCUUCCCACCAGGACGUCACCCUCCGGUGCAGCGGCAUCUGCCCACUCAGACGGUGAUGAGGUGCAUGUAUCCAUGAGCGGCGCGAUGGGCGAAUCCGCCGGGAGCACCUCGGCAAGGAGGUCCAGAGUCAACCCACGCGGCCACUCUCAUUCCCACGGACAUGCUCGCGGGCAGCGACAGCCCACUCCUGAGCCUCACUCGACGGACUCCGGGGACCCGGACUCUGGAGACCCGAGUGCCUCGCUGUCGGAGCUACGCUGCCUGUUUCGUUGGCUCCAAAAGAGUCUUCCUUUUCUUGUCAUAUUAAGCGCCAAACUGGUCAUCCAGCAUGCGCUAGGGCUUGCUGUUGGUGUUGGCCUCGUCACCACUUUUUUCUAUGUGAAUAAAAGCAUCCAAAUGCAAGUGUUUCUUCAGGGUCGACAUGUGAAGCUGCAAUUCGUAUUGCUGCUGCUGCUCCUGGUUUCCUCUACCCUUUUGCUUUACUACACCUUCCUCCCUCAGUCACUUUACAACUGCCUUGUGUUCCUCAGUCCAACUAUUGAGCCUCUGGGAUUCUGGGAAGUCCUGUGGGCAGUGGGCAUCACCAAUUUUAUCUUAAAAUUCCUCUUCAUGGGGAUCAAGUGCCUUCUCCUGCUGCUGCCUGCUUUGUUGGUCAACUAUAGAACACAGGGCCGCUGGUUGCUGCUGAGCGAGGAGUUAGGGCAGAUGUACCAGGCCGUGGCGCCCGCGCCGGUCUGGUUCCGAUACCUGGUCACCUAUCAGGAAGCCGACGGCGCCCCGGCGCUCACCGUGGGCGUUUUGCUGGCUCUGCUCUACCUCAUACUAAAGCUUUUAGAUUUGUACGGACAGGGGACGUCUUCACUGAAGACUAUCAGGAUCUUCUUAAAGAACGAGCACACAGGGACACCUGCUACUCGGAGCCAGUGUGCGGAGUCCGGAGACAUAUGUGCCAUCUGUCAGGGAGAGUACAGAGAGCCUCAAGCGCUCAUCUGUCAGCAUAUUUUCUGUGACGAGUGCAUCGCUCUGUGGUUUAACCGGGAGAAGAGCUGCCCCCUCUGCCGCACCGUCAUCACAGAAAAGGUGUACAAGUGGAGAGACGGAGCCACAUCCCCGCACCUGCAGAUUUACUAAUCGCACGCAUUUGGGAGCUUUAAUGAAUGAGACGUUGUAUGAUUGUUCAAUUUGUAUGACACUGUUCAUUUCCUUUUUCCAAAGCCACUCACCGUUGAAGUCUCUGUAUCUCAUAAUCCAAAUUAUAGGGUCUUUAAGUUAAAUGAUACUUUUCCCAAGUGCAUAUAUAAUUUCCAAUGUCCUACCCACACACACAUUUCAGUGUUUUUUGUGUUGAGUUGUACUAAAAUUUUCCUCAUGGACCAGCAUAUUGUUCUUCCAAAUUAUUCUUCUAAUGUAAAUAUCAAAUUUUUUCUGGAUUACAGACUUCAAUAGAUGAGUAAUGUCUAUCUAUUGCUACAUUUGAUCCAUACAUGUGAAUUUAAGAUCUGACCUGGGGUGAUUGCUGGAGAUGUCUUGAAGACUUCCAGUCGAUUGGGGACACUGCAAUGCUAAUAGAAGAGGUUCGAACUCUCGCAGCAGCCUGUAUCAGGCGGAAAUGACGGUCACACACAUAGUGUACACAUGUAAACUGGUGCUACCAGUUGCUAUUUUUCUAGGUCACAUCCAAAUAUGGUCGCAGCUCAGCUGGGCAAGAUUUUGUAAAGGUUUUUGAAUAUUUUUACAGAGGUGAUGUAGCGUCCUUGUAAAAAUUUGAGAAAUAAAUUUUAUGCUAUUAAAUCUUA